Molecule: messenger RNA, 2055 nt
Organism: Mesocestoides corti
Lineage: Eukaryota; Metazoa; Platyhelminthes; Cestoda; Cyclophyllidea; Mesocestoididae
Source: the annotation of a GenBank genome assembly
AUGGGCAAUCCACGUAAGAACACCCAAAAGGGGUCACCACUCCUAUCACGGAAAUCAAACGAGAAUGGAAGUCUCACUGCUCUGGAACCUGUUCGGCAUGUUCUCUUCCCCGCGAUACCCUACUUUGGCUGCUUACAUUUUCACGUUACCAAGUUUGCAUUCUGCGUGCUGGCCACUGGUUUGCAGCUUUUAAAUUUGUUUCGAACCGUCUGGUGGUUACCGAGGAUCAAAACGGACUACCCUAUUGAUAUUGAAAGAAUCGAUUUUUACCUGGUGGCCGCUAUUCUGCUGAUGUUUGUGGCUCCACCUGCUUAUGAAGCCUUUCAGCGUCUUUAUUGGCGAACCACCAGUCCAACGAGGUGGUUCGUUUAUAGCUUUCUCGGCCUUUCAGGCCUCCUCUCGUGGUGUAUCGUCCAAAUCCACGUUCUCAAGCACAUCAACUACGAGAACUGCAACUUACCUCACAAGUACUUGGGUGUGCUUGUCUUGGUCUGCCAGCCUGUGCUCUUCGCAGUUGUGUAUACCUACGGCCCGGUCAAACGGCUACUAACUGUCUCGACAGAAAAGUUGGCGUCGAAUCUAGCGGGCGCUAAACCCUGGAGCGCUGUCUCCUCACUGCAGACGUGGACCUCAAGUCUUGGCAAAUCGCUGAAGCAAUUGCCCAAAUUGCGAAAAACCAUUCAGCUGCUCGCACGUCAAUACCUUACUCCGGGUACCCCACGCGGCAAAUCCACUGCCCACAGCACCCGCGUGCCGCGCUACAGCUCCUUCUUCCCCACGCGCUACGCCACCGUCCACCAGUCCGCGCGAUCGCUGCCAGCAGCGCUUCGGCACCACUGCCUCUUCUACACGGCGCGUCCGCCGUCUCGCCAGAUGGUCCUGCUGAAGCACAACUGCUCGCGGUGCUCCCCGUUCGCGCAGAAUUCGUCGCCCGGCUCACCGAAGGCGUCCAGUGCCGACGGCGGCGGCGGCAAAGGUGCCUCCCAGGCGGUGCGCGAGGAGGCCGAGGUCUUGUGGGCGGACUUCAAGGCGCGGCUAGUCGACACGGUGGUCGGAACCACUGUUUCCACAUUCUACGCCACCGUCGUGCCUUGUUUGUUCAUUCAAGUUAGUGCUGGCGUUGUCCGUAGAGGCUUUGGGGUGCCCCAUACUCACCUGCUCUGCAAUUUGCCUUCUCCCCAAUUGCGAUUACUCACUCCGCACCGUUUGUGGGAAGGUAGUUGGUGGAAGGGAGUGGCAGAGUCGGGCGAGAGCUUUAACUACGAUGUGGUGUGGUGCGUGGCCCACGCGCUGCUCUGCGGGUCGACGCUUUUCCUCCUGCACUGGCAGUACCUCCUGCCGCCGAGCUACCUCGAUCUGCUGCACCGGUGUGCCGCGCACUUGGGCGGCUGGGAGGUCUGCACCAAGCGCUCGGGCUACGUCAACUGGCAGGCCUGGUCGCAGCUACAGACCUACCCAAGGGGAGCUCGUGUGAAGCAUGUUCGUGGGCUCUAUCAGGCGGUGGGAGGGUCCAACGCCGCUGAUCCGGGCAAUUCGUGCCAUUCCAGAUUAUUUUUUUGGUUCUACUCGCCUACAUUCGUCACCGACGUCCUCUGCUGCGUGGCCGUCGCGAUUGCGCUGUGCCAGCUGUGCUGCCUGGAGUGGGUCCACGAGUGGUACAAGUUGCUGGGCCUGGCCGCCGUCAGCCCCUUCACCCUCCUCAACCUCUACAGCCUCCUGCGGAACCGCUUCGUCAUCUCGUGGGUGUGCGGUGCCAAGAACCCCAUCUACGAGUGCUGCAACCCCUCCUGCUCCACUCCCGCUCGCCACGUCCUUUCACCGGCUUAGAACGUUUGUUUCCUUCCGAAUUGGGGUUUCACUGUCGACGCACUGGACUGCUUUGUGGAGUAUCCGGGUGUCCACGUGGAGAUGAAAUCAACUGAGAAACGGUGUCAGGAGGGGAGGUCUAGCUUAGGUCGUGUCCACUUGAAGCCGUUCACCCGUUUCCUCAGCUGGACAUCUCGACUGAAGUUUGAGCUCACCGACCGACUGUGGAUUGCUCCUCUGGGCCAUUAG